Molecule: messenger RNA, 1273 nt
Organism: Zonotrichia albicollis (white-throated sparrow)
Lineage: Eukaryota; Metazoa; Chordata; Aves; Passeriformes; Passerellidae
Source: RefSeq, a predicted model, not a curated record
GUACUAGCGGAAGAGGAGGAGGAUGGGGUGCCUCUAACCAGAGAUACAGCAAUGUUAUCCAGCCAUCUUCCUUCAGGUCUGACACGUGGGGUGGCAGCAGAGAUCACGGAAGAGGAUUCUUUGGCUCCUCUGACUUUGGAUCGUCAGGAGGCAGCAGCAGAAAUGCAGACUUUUCACAGAACAGGUUCUCCGCCUUAGCCAGCAGUCAGAGUGUUGCUGAUGGCUCUAAAGAUGAAGAGGAGAGACUUCUUGAAUGUGUAGUGAAAGACAUGGAGAUUUGGGAAUCUUCUGGACAAUGGAUAUUUUCAUGUUACUCACCAAUGAAAGAAAAGCCGAAUGUCUCAGGCUUUUCAGAUGUCUCGCCAGAAGAGCUGCGUGUGGAGUAUUAUGACAGCAGAGCAAACAAUAUCGUUGGGAAUUAUAUAGAUGCUGUUCAGACGUUAGCAGUACAGUGGAAAAAUCGGCUACUUCAGUUGAAAGGUUUAAAUGCAUCCACAAAGGCAUCUUUGCUCUCUGCUUUCAAGGCCACAGGCACUCAAGCAGCACCUGCCUUUGGAAUGGGAGGACAGCAAACCUCAGGCUUUGGGCUGUCAAGCUUUCCUGUGAGCAGCAGCAGCAGCAGUACCAGUGCCAGCAAUUUCUCCUUUAAAGCCAGUUCCAGCCUCAUCAGUGCAGCACCAUCUGGGAGCAGCCCUGCUGCUGGGAGCUCUUCUGCUGCUGCAAAUCCUCCUGCAUUUGGGACAGCAUCCUCUCCCAGCACAGCCCAGUCCGUCGGCUUUGGCAGCCCGGCCGCUCCCUCCGCAGCCUCCUUCUCCUUCAGAGCAGCUUCCACAGCUGGUGCCUUUGGGACUUCUGGCUUCUCAGGCUUUGGCAGUGCUUCUGCUGGGAGCUCUGCAAGCAGCCCUGCAGCAGCCUUUGGAGCCUUUGGUGCCACCGUAGCCCCUUCUGGCUCGCCCUCGAGCGGAGCUUUAUUUGGGCAGGGCGCUGCACAUCCUGUCACCUCAGCGUCCGCUGCGGCCGCCAACGCCAGCCCUGCCUCAGACAAGUUAUUCACUCCCAAGAGCGAACUGUCAGCUGAAGAGUGGCAGCAGUUUGAAGCAAAGGAGUUCACAAUUGGAAGGAUUCCUCUGAAGCCACCACCAGUAGAACUUUUAAAUGCUUUUGACCUUGUAAGUUUAUUCAGAAGUAACAUGUUUUGAAAUGAAAUAAAUUGCUACUUUUUUGUUUCAUCUCUGAAGUCUCCAGCAGGAAUAAAAUUACAAAUAUAAACAUG